Messenger RNA from Penicillium macrosclerotiorum, 297 nucleotides. RefSeq lists its product as uncharacterized. NCBI's taxonomy places the organism in Eukaryota, Fungi, Ascomycota, Eurotiomycetes, Eurotiales, Aspergillaceae. The coding region runs from base 1 to 297 and encodes 98 amino acids. The record is from RefSeq and is a predicted model, not a curated record. The transcript has a single exon.
AUGUUCAGGGACGAUGCUCCGAAAGGCGGAAGGCGGGUGCGGUGGUUCGGAAGAGAGGAUCCAGGCUCUGGAGAUCCUCGGUCUAAUGGACGACUAGGCUCGGCGCUCGUCGAACUUCCCAUCGCCCUUUCGGUCCCCCCCCUCGCACGCUUCCCACUGCAGAACAUAGGGUUGUUUUCUAUCGGCAUCUCAUCGGAGCAUAUUCAAGACGUUAUUCCUGCUCAUUUGACCUUCUAUUUCGUCGAGAAUGCGCGUAUUGAAGGAUGCGAAAGAGUCGGGAUUGGGACGGCAAGAUGA